Heterotrigona itama is the source of this 1007-nucleotide messenger RNA. The record is from the annotation of a GenBank genome assembly. NCBI's taxonomy places the organism in Eukaryota, Metazoa, Arthropoda, Insecta, Hymenoptera, Apidae.
AUGGAGUUGUAUUGGGACCAAGAUCCAAUCAUAUUUGCAGAUGAAUUACAUUUAACUGAAUAUAAGCUAAUUGAGAAAUGGGUUAACACAUCAGAAGUAUAUUAUACUACAUCACAGCAACAUUAUGCUGGUAAUUUCAGUUCACUUAGUAUAACAUUUAAAUUAGCACGUGAAAUGGGAUUUUUUAUGAUGGAUUAUUAUAUUCCAUCUAUACUAAUAGUAGUUAUCUCUUGGGUGUCUUUUUGGUUGCAUAUGGAUGCAAGUCCUCCACGAAUAGUUUUAGGAACAAACACUAUUUUGACAUUUAUGACUCUUGCAUCCAAAGUAGAAAACUCCCUGCCAAAAGUUUCUUAUAUAAAAGCCAGUGAAAUAUGGUUUUUAGGUUGUACAAUAUUUUUAUUUGCAGCAAUGGUUGAAUUUGCUUUUGUUAAUACAAUUUAUAGGCGAAAAAAAAAUGUUCCCUUAAAAAAGGUAAAUAGCAAAUACAUAUUAAAAUCAACGUUAACACCCAAACUGGCUCGGAAACAAUUUCAAAAAAAUACUACGGGGUUGGAGCGAUCACGAUCUUGGUCUUCACUUGAUAACGCAAACUCCAGUGAACAAGAUUUUUCGAGUCAAAAUUAUCUUACUGUACACAGUUUUCCAAGUACUCUUAACAUUCCUUCUGUUAAAAUUGAAGAAGAUAAAGAUCAAGAAUGUUCUAUUGGAAGCGUUAUAACUGUUAAUAGCACAUCAUCACCGAAACCUUUGCAACGAAGAGCAACUCUUGCACAAUUGCAUAAUUUUACAACAAUGACUCCACAAGAAAUUGCUCAGUGGAUCGAUAGACGUAGCAGAAUUGUAUUUCCUGUAGCUUUCAUCAUAUUUAAUAUUUUUUAUUGGUCUUUUAUUUGGAUAUAAAAAUUUUAUUUGGAUGUCAAAAAUAUAUAAAUUAAAUACAUAGAAAUAUUUUUUUAAUAAAUUAAAAUUUAUAGUAUCGAUUGCAUUUAUACAAUUUAGCUGUAUAA